Molecule: messenger RNA, 697 nt
Organism: Helicoverpa zea (corn earworm)
Lineage: Eukaryota; Metazoa; Arthropoda; Insecta; Lepidoptera; Noctuidae
Gene: eIF1
Product: eukaryotic translation initiation factor eIF1
Exons: 1
Coding region: 24-356 (110 amino acids)
Biological process (GO): translational initiation
Cellular component (GO): eukaryotic 43S preinitiation complex
Molecular function (GO): ribosomal small subunit binding; RNA binding; translation initiation factor activity
Source: RefSeq, a predicted model, not a curated record
AAAGAGCCCCGACGUUCAAUCGUAUGUCCAUCCAGAAUCUGAACACAUUCGACCCAUUCGCCGAUGCUAUCAAAAGCUCGGAAGACGACGUUCAAGAUGGUCUAGUCCACGUCCGAAUCCAGCAGCGGAACGGGCGUAAGACGCUGACAACGGUGCAGGGCCUGUCGUCGGAAUAUGACCUGAAGAAGAUUGUGCGGGCAUGCAAGAAGGAGUUCGCGUGCAACGGAACCGUCGUGGAGCACCCGGAGUACGGCGAGGUGCUGCAGCUUCAGGGCGACCAGCGCGAGAACAUUUGCCAGUGGCUGACUAAGUCGGGCCUCGUCAAGCCCGAGCAGCUCAAGGUGCACGGCUUCUGAGCCCGCGCUCGUACACACGUAACAUGUUCACCGUUCAUAGUCUUCUUAUAUUAUGAGAGCGUGCGCGUUAUUGUAAAACCCUAUCGAAUAUGUAUUUAGAAAGCACAGACGUUUACAGAGAAGAGAUUACACGGCCGCAGUGGCCAACCGCACCCUGUGCCUUGCGACUCCCAUGUAAAAAGUUUAAUAUUAUAUAUAUUAUCGACGCCGUCUCACGUCCUUAGUUGCAAUUAAACUGAACGAAAUAGUAAUAAUCGCUUUUUGUUUUUUACGACAUUGUAUUUUUAAAUUGCUGUAAUGAUUCAAUUAAUAAUAAAACGAUUACACAUGUUUUUAUACUA